Scutellospora calospora is the source of this 528-nucleotide messenger RNA. The record is from the annotation of a GenBank genome assembly. NCBI's taxonomy places the organism in Eukaryota, Fungi, Glomeromycota, Glomeromycetes, Diversisporales, Gigasporaceae.
CCAUGGCCUCCAAGGCUAAUGGAAAUGCGGACCCUCACGCCCACAACGACGGAUCUUCCACGCGCGCAUACACCAAGAAAGCCGUAGCCAGCGACGGAGAGAUCAAGAAGGCGUACAGGAAGCUGAGUCUGUUGACGCACCCGGAUAAGAAUGGAUACGCGGGCGCAGACGAGGCCUUCAAGAAGGUCUCACGAGCCUUCCAAAUAUUAUCUGACCCGGAUAAGAAGUCAAAGUAUGACAAGUUCGGCGGCGAUCCUGAAUCUCGCUUCUCGGGAGCCUCUGCCUCUGGAGCCUCACCGUUCUCUGGAUUUGCAUCACAACGCGCUCCAAGAGGUGGAGGUGGCUCCAUGUUCGAGGAAGAGAUAAGCCCGGAAGAGCUGUUCAGACAGUUCUUCGGAGGUGGCAUGGGAGGAGGUGCAUUUGGCGGGCCAUUCGGCGGGUUCGGCGGCGGCGGAAACGGCUUCGUCUUCAACAUGGGCGGCGGUGGCCCCGGUGUGAGAGUACAUCAAAUGGGCGGCGGCGCGCCUC